Molecule: messenger RNA, 586 nt
Organism: Copidosoma floridanum
Lineage: Eukaryota; Metazoa; Arthropoda; Insecta; Hymenoptera; Encyrtidae
Source: RefSeq, a predicted model, not a curated record
ACAUCGUGGUUUUUAGUGAAGUCACAGACGCACGCACAAAAUGUUUCGACGCAACUCUUUCCGAAUUUUCAUUCUCGUGGUCUUUGCUACUAUAAUGAGCACCAGAGCUGCUUCUCAACAUGAAGUUGACAAGCUUGUCAUCGAGCAGUAUGGGCUGCUUAAAGACUUCAUUGAGUUCUUAAAAAGCAACUUAGGAAUUGCUGUGGAGUGUAUAGAUGACGCCGUAGUUUUUUGCAGGGAAGAGGACCGAUCUAUUUACAAGCAGCCUAAAUGCAUUUUGCGGUUCAUUUUACAAAAAAAAGGGAAAUGCAACAUCACUAACGACAAAAGCAAUAACGUUGACAACGUUGAGCUUGAGGAACUUGGGGUAUGGCAAGAUUUUCUAGAAUACUUGAAAACAAAUUUAAAGAUUGCUAGGGAGUGUGCCGAUGAUGCUAUAUCUUACUGCAGCAAGCAGUACCCAUCCAUUGUCCAACGACCGCUAUGUAUUGUAAGCAUAGACAAAAAUUUUACUAUUUUAGAAACUCAUUUAAUCAACUACUGGAUUAACUUUCCUAUGAUAUUUUAUUUAUUUUGUCACACGUGA